Molecule: messenger RNA, 1095 nt
Organism: Pistacia vera
Lineage: Eukaryota; Viridiplantae; Streptophyta; Magnoliopsida; Sapindales; Anacardiaceae
Exons: 5
Coding region: 92-931 (279 amino acids)
Source: RefSeq, a predicted model, not a curated record
AUACCAUCUUUGAACAACAAAACACUAGAAAAAAACGAUUUUCUAUAUUUUCCGAGCUCACUCAACUCAUCUCCUCUAUCCAAUUCUCACAAUGAAACCAAAUCUUAUAAAACCAAAUUCCUGUCAUUCCCUCACCCCAUUUCUUUCAAUUUCUUCAAAGAACCCUAUUUUAAUUCCCAAAACCUCAAUUUCGCUACCCAAAUUCCUCCCUUUAACGUCCCACUUAAUGAGAAAACACUCUCUUUUGCCCCCAAUUCACUCUUCAAAAACUCGCUCUACACCAUAUAGCUCCAAUAAACAAUCAACAUCAAACCCCAUAUCAGAAAGUUCAGUUCCUGAAGAAAAUUUGCAGACUGAAUUCAAUGUACAAGUAGCAACACCAACUCUUCCCUCUUAUCUUCCGCCCGCUAAACUAAGCUUGAGUGAUCAAGCUUUCUUUUUGCUGACUUUUAUUGCUUGCACGACUUCUGUCGCUUUCACCAGCCUUGUUAUUUCAGCUGUUCCUACACUCUAUGCAAUGGGGAGAGCGGCAACAUCUCUUGCAAAGCUAGCAGAUACUGCUCGCGAGGAACUUCCCAGUACAAUGGCCGCAAUUAGGCUUUCAGGCAUGGAAAUCAGUGAUCUCACUCUGGAACUGAGUGACUUAAGCCAAGAAAUUGCUGAUGGGGUCAACAAAUCAGCCCAAGCUGUGCAGGCAGCAGAAGCUGGAAUCCGACAGAUUGGUACAGUUGCUCGCCAACAAACCAUCUCUAUGAUUCAAGAGAGGGCAAGUCUCCCUAUCAUCUCUUUGCAACCAGUUGUUGCUGGGGCUGCAAAGAAAACCUCCCAUGCUGUUGGCCAAGCCACGAAGUCGUUCAUGAAUAUGAUCUCUAGAGGGGAGUUCAGCUCUGAGAACGGAGAUGACAAUGGAAUUGAUAGGGUGGAAAUCUAAUGAAGUUGGCUGCAUCCAAGUUCCCUUCAAUGAAUUGCUUACUGCCUGUGUAAAUAGAUAAGAGAAACUGAGGCAUCAGCCCAAAUGGUUGAUUGUAUUUGGACAGUACGAAUGCCCAUAAAUUCCAAAUAUCAAAGAAAUAGAAAGUCCAUUUGUUCCACCUC